AGCACCUCCACGUCGGGAACACGACUCUGGGCGGGACCUUGUUUCGUUUAUCCAUCCUCCGACAACCCACCGCCAACAUCCCUCCGUACAUGAGAAUGGCAGGACAAAAACCACAGGCCACAACGCAGGGCGCCUCCCCUUCCAGGCCAGCAGAGCCGGCCGCGCCAGUCCCCGAGCCCCUCUCGCCUCAGUUCAGGCCCAUCCACUCGACCACGCCCAUCCCGCCACCAACCAUCCCAACCUUCCACCGCCAGACUUUCACCCACAAGCAGCACCCCCCUCAGGUUGAGUCCGUCCCACAGCCCCCGCCCCCGCCACAGCCUGUCGACUUUAGCGAAAACGUGGACGUAAUCGCCCUGGAGUCGGCCAUCCUGCUCCUCCAGAGGCAGAAGCAGAAGGCCGAGGACGACAUCCGCCAGUUGCAGCGCAUCAAGAACGAGGCAGUCAGGAAACCUGCCGAGUUUGUCCAGGACUUGGCCAGUGGCAAAGUAGGGCAAGGGCCUCAGGUCGUGCAACCCGCAAGUCGCGAUGCCGCUGAUCAUGGCAACUCGUCGUCGUCCUCAGACGACGAGGACGACGAGAGCGAUGCUGAGAUGGAGGGGCAAGACGGCGGGAGCGGGGAAUCCAGCAGCGGCCUCAAGCCUUCACCGAUGAAGGCGCCAGGGAAGGGAAAAGCAGCCGCGGUAGCGCCACAGCCACCAAGGCAGGAACCGCCGCCAUGGACGAACCUGCCCACGCCGCAGGACGUGGUGCGCAUGCCCGCCAUCAACUGGUCAAAGUACGCCGUCGUGGGCGAGUCUCUCGAAAGGCUGCACCGGGAGCAGCUCACAAAACCCACGCUCGGCACGCCGGCCACCCUGGCGGCGGACGGCAAGGCCUACGAGUUCAAGGGCGGGCCGAACCCGGACGACGGCAAGAAGUCCGUCGGGAUCGCCGCGCCGUACGAUCCUUUACAUGAAAAGGUUAAGAAGCCGCGGAAGUGAGGUGAUGAUUUCUGUGCAUGGAUUUGGUGUUUUAUGAGACGCAAGAUACCCAAGUAAUAAUCUCACUCGCUGCCUGGAUAACCUGCUCCCGAGUCCCGAAGAGGGAGCCAUGUGCCAUGUGGUAAUCUGAUUACAGGUCUUGUG
Messenger RNA from Diaporthe batatas, 1127 nucleotides. RefSeq lists its product as uncharacterized. The record is from RefSeq and is a predicted model, not a curated record. Bases 90 to 983 code for a protein of 297 amino acids. The transcript has a single exon. NCBI's taxonomy places the organism in Eukaryota, Fungi, Ascomycota, Sordariomycetes, Diaporthales, Diaporthaceae.